AUGGCAUGCUUGGAAAGCUCCCUAGAGAAGUCAGGGAUCAAAUCUACUGCUACAAACAUACACAACGAAUCCGUCGAGAUACUCUACGCCGAGUCCAGCUUCUGCAUCCCAUACAAACUCAUCGAUACACUCUCAGCACGCACUGGCCCGCCUCUGACAUGGAAGAACGUCAAGAAGAUGCGCAUUCUGACCAUCAGCAUCGAGGCUCGUAUGCGCAAUACCAACGGAGUCCAUGCGUAUCCAGCUCCAUUCAACGAGCUUGACGAAAGAUACAUCGUUCCCUUAUUCGACUUUCUUGCAAAAGGGGAUACUGCCGUUCAAACUCUGACGCUUGAGAUGGAAGACUGCACGCCUGACUUCCUGACCUGCGUCAUCUAUGCUCGAGACCUCUUCGAGUGGCUGGAACCACAUGUUCAGAAGUUUGUGAAGAUACCAGAGCUGGUGAUAGCCUUUCAUACAGACGCAUAUCCAAACGAGAGAUGGGCGUGGAUCAAGGCAUUCGAUUUCAACCCUCCGGCAAAGGGCUUCCUGGAUACCCAUGGAGCUGGAACUUGGAGGAGCAUGUGGUCCCUGCAGUAUGAUUGUCUGAUGAUUGGUCUGGCAGAAGCUCUAAGAGAUGAAUUUGGCCCUAUUGAAGCCGAGGACCAGAGUGAGGAUGAUUGGAGAUACAGUCGUCGGAUGAAAUUUCGUCCUGCUGAUCACUCGAGGACUGAAUUGGGAGACGUCGUGGAGGAGCAAUAA
Messenger RNA from Bacidia gigantensis, 741 nucleotides. RefSeq lists its product as uncharacterized. NCBI's taxonomy places the organism in Eukaryota, Fungi, Ascomycota, Lecanoromycetes, Lecanorales, Ramalinaceae. Bases 1 to 741 code for a protein of 246 amino acids. The record is from RefSeq and is a predicted model, not a curated record. The transcript has 2 exons.